Molecule: messenger RNA, 3049 nt
Organism: Purpureocillium takamizusanense
Lineage: Eukaryota; Fungi; Ascomycota; Sordariomycetes; Hypocreales; Ophiocordycipitaceae
Exons: 3
Coding region: 1163-2884 (573 amino acids)
Biological process (GO): transmembrane transport
Molecular function (GO): transmembrane transporter activity
Source: RefSeq, a predicted model, not a curated record
CUGACACUGGUCAGUCUUCGUCGUGGGCGGCAAUGCGACCUUACUCGCGGGAGCGAGCCAGACGCAGAGCCAACGAGCAACCAUGCAUCCGCGCCGCAACGCAACACAGCAGCAGCCGCCGCCCCAAAUGUCUACUGAACUGUUUCCGACUCCAAGCUGGUCGACCUCGUUGGCACCACAAGGGACGAUAUGCGGCGUGUAAUCGAGGCCCAAGUUGAAUCAUCGCUACAAAGUUCGUCGGCGUACUAACGUUGAGCCGAACCUCGGCAUGUGUCUCGAUCGACAUGCUCAGGCUGGACGGCACUAAAGUUACUACGCAGUACAUACCUUACAUGCGUGCGUACUUCGUAACGCGCCGCGGGUAUCGCCCGGACAUCGACCGAACCCGGCCGUAGUCCGGCGUACACGGUAGCUGACGAGGUUCGGCGUCUCGCGUCGAGUAACCGGGCGUUGACACUAUGCAUGUCCCAGUAUUCCUUCUUCUUGCUCCGGACGGGGCACCGGAGCAGGAAAACCACGCAAGCUAACAGUCAAAAACAUGGCCCGGCAUGCGUCCAAGGCGCGCCGUUGUCGCUCGACCCAAAGAGUCACGUCGCAACCUUCAAGUCGGCAUUGACAGCCCGCGGCCCAAUGCGGCGCCUGCGAUAUGUGGGUGCGAGCGAGCGCCGGAGCGCACAUCGGCCGGGAGGAGCAAGAGGGAAAAGAUGGGGCAGGCCGGGCCGAUCGUGCCAAGGAGGCCCAAGAAACGAUUGCCCGACCCGUUCGUUGGUCCGGAGGAGAGGAGACCCCCCAGGCCGGCCUACUUCGUCCUUCCCAAGUUAGUUGCAGACGAGAGGGGCCAAGUGCUUGGAUCGGCCAUCGGGACGACGUGGUCCGGGCCGUUGCAGAAGGGGACUCUGCCAAAGUGACGCCGGAAUCAUCCUCUUCUGUUCGACAUGCUCGUUGUGUAUUUGCCCAGUCCAACCCAGGCUCUCCUGUGUUUAGACGGCAACCCCCAAGAAGCCCAACUGCAGACAGCGCUCCAAUGAGGUUGGGCAGAUCGUUCCGGAUCUUUGUCCACUUCAUAUUUGACCCCUUUUGAGAAUACCGCAACUCAGCACGGCGUCGUCUUCCGCAAUUUGCCUUUGCAUGGGCAGCCGUCCGAGAGUAUUCUGCGCCGGCCAUGGCCACGAAACCGAACGACGCCGAGGCGGUGCCUGCCAACCGUCCACCAACAUCGUACACUGAGGACGACGGCCAUGACGGGGACAAAAUCGAGCCUUUUCACCAAGCACCCGGUGUUGAAGCCUAUCGGUCAGCGUCACACGUGUCUGGACCAGACCCCUUCCACCACAAUGCCGAUGGCCCAGCUCCCGACACCGACGAGGCAAACGAGAUGUACGACCGCCUUGGUGCACACCGCAAAAGCAUCAUUGUCGCCGUCUGCUCCUUCUGCGCCUUCCUCUCGCCCAUGUCCAGCACCAGCAUUCUGGCCGCUACCCCCGAAGUGGCCGCCGAGUACCACACUACCGGCUCCAUCAUCAACGUCAGCAACGCCGGCUACAUGGUCUUCAUGGGCAUAUCCCCCGUUGUCUGGGGACCCAUGAGCGAGGUUUUCGGCCGCCGGCCCGUUUUGAUGCUGACAGCUGUGCUCUUCUUCUUCCUCAGCUUGGCCACAGCCCUGGCCCCGAACCUGGCCUCCUUUUUCGUCUUUCGUGCCGCUUCCGCUUUCGAGGGGACCUCCUUCAUUCUUCUUGGCGCGGCUUGUCUUGGAGACAUCUAUCGUCCAACUGAGCGUGGUACCGCCGUUGGAUGGUUUUUGUCGGGAACGCUCGUCGGGCCGGCAUUCGGACCAUUCAUUGGUGGUAUCAUCGUAACGUAUGCAUCAUGGAGAUCCAUCUUUUGGCUGCAGACGGCCCUCUCGGGAACAGCAGUGCUCGGAGUCUUCUUUCUAGUUCCGGAGACGAUCCACCAUAGGAAGUACGCCGACCUAGAAGGCUACUCGGCGCCGGAUAGGAUGAAGGCGUUGCUGAGCAUGAUUAACCCCAUCAGACCACUGAGGCUAUUCCGGUACUGGAACCAGGUGCUCGUGGCCUGUGGCAGCUCCUCGCUGGUGUGGAACAUGUACAGCUUGCUGACGCCCAUCCGCUACGUGUUGAACCCGCGAUUCCACCUUGAAUCGCCUCUGCUCUCGGGUCUGUUUUAUCUGGCUCCGGGAUGCGGGUACAUCCUAGGUACCUUCGUGGGAGGGCGGUGGGCAGACAGAACCGUGCGUGUGUGGAUCAAGAAGCGCAAUGGAGUGCGUGUUCCUGAGGACAGGCUGCGAUCUGCGGUACCGUUCAUGGGCAUCUUGAUGCCUGCGUGUAUCCUCAUAUAUGGCUGGGCGGUAGACAAGGCCGUCGGGGGCAUCCCUCUACCCGUCAUUGUGCUCUUUCUCCAGGGCGUCGGACAGCUCUUCUGUUUUCCUUCGCUCAACACAUACUGCCUCGAUGUCAUGCCGGGCCAGGGAGCCGAGGUAACUGCCGCCAACUACUUUGUGCGGUACUUGGCCGGCUGUCUGGGUACAGCUGUGGUUCUCCCCGCCAUCGAGGGCGUCGGCGUAGGCUGGUUUCAGACCAUCUCUGCCCUUUUCCUAGUUGCCUCAACCGUCGGGGUCAUGGCUGCAAUUCGCUGGGGGGAAUCGUGGAGGAAGGCAACCGACACGAAGAUGGCGCGGCAAAGAAUGCGGAAAAGCCAGCUGACCCGGAGUGCAUCGCCGAUGACAGGCGUCGGCGACGUAGCAGCAGUGUCUGACAAGGAGAAAGAAGAGACGGAUACGGACAUGUGUGUUGCUGGGAAUGAGGAGGCGGCCCAGGUGAGAGCCAGUCGUCGCAAGCCGGGAGCACCGCCUGAGAAGAGCUUGUAACCAGAGUGGCCAACCAGGUCAACUCGCUGCUUGAAGGUAUUCUGCUUUACCCUGCAUCGCGAUUUCCUCGGCGCUAAGAAAUGCGGAUGCAUGGCUUGAUGGCAGAUGAGCAGGAUGUGUACCAGGGAAAGUAACAUCUGGAUUGAAGCUCCAGUUGUGGAGGUG